Rotaria sp. Silwood1 is the source of this 396-nucleotide messenger RNA. The record is from the annotation of a GenBank genome assembly. Lineage: Eukaryota; Metazoa; Rotifera; Eurotatoria; Philodinida; Philodinidae.
AUGACAACAACAAAUCAUCGUCAUUCAAAUAAUCAUCAAGAAACAAGUAAUAGUCAUCAUUCUAAUGAUAAUAAUCAAAUUAACGAUGUUGAAAUUGAUUCAGAAUUAUUAGAAUUAGAAGCUGCUUUAAAUGAUAUUGAAAAAGCUAUGGAUAAAAUUGAAACGCAAAAUUCCAGUAUUCAAACCAAAUUACGUGAUUUACUUGAAUCUAAUAAACAAAUGGCUAAAGAAUUUACUGAUAUACGACGUGGUAUGACAAGUAAAUUUAAAGAAGUAACUCAACAAUUAGAAGAAAUGCCAGGCAUAGCACAUGAUUUAGCUGCUGUUACAUCAAAUACAUUAUUAAAAAUCGAACAGGAUAUGUCAUCAACAAAUGAUAUGAACAAUAUUGAAUAA